CUUAAAUAUAAGUCGUGUAACUUUAUGGCUGAAACAAGUUUGUUGCUUUGCUAAUUUUUUUGCUGAGACAUAAAUAAACCAUCUUUUGACUGAGAACGAUAACAUUUUUAGAGAGUGAAAGCAGUCUAUCACAGCACCACAGUGGUAGUUACAAACCUUAGGUGAUCGCGAAGCAGUAUGGGCCCUUGUCAUUUUAAGGAAACUGGUGACGUUGCAAUUGAUUUAGGGUGGACAACGCUUUAACAGCUGCUGUUUCAUACAGGUAUGCAUGCGCCUCGUACAAGUGUUGAGGGUGCAGUGUGAGGGCUGCUCAGUGGCACUGUGUUUCAGGACCACCCACCAUGUCGGCAGUUACGGAGGUUCAGAACAACACAACCGAGGCCCUGGCCGCCCUGGUAGACGGAGGUGAAGACGCCCUGGUGACGCUGGUGGCGGGCGAGACGAGGGUGGCGGCUCACAGGGCCGUGUUGGCAGCCGCGAGCCCCGUGUUCGCAGCGAUGUUCGCGCACGACAUGCUGGAGGCCAGCUGCGGCCAGGUGAGCAUCGACGACGUGGAGGGCCCGGUGCUGAGGCUCCUGGUCGCCUACACGUAUACCCUGCAGGCCCCCCAGCUGCCCGACACGGCCGCCCAGCUGCUCUCGGCGGCCGACAAAUACGGCUUGUCGGCCCUGAAGGCUGCCUGCGAGCGGCAGCUGAUCUCGCAGUUGGCCGUCGAGACCGCAGCGGCGACGGCCGUCACGGCAGUGAGGCACUCGUGCCCGGACGCCACCAGGGCUGCCGUCGCCUUCAUAAAGGACCACCCGCAGGUGAUGGCCACGCGGGGCUGGGCGGACGCUGUGCUCGAGUACCCGCAAGAAGUCAUUGAAGUCAGCAGUAUGCUCGGUGAGCCACCGGCAGAAGCCUGCUCGCCGACCGCCACAGGGGGCGGGUCCACCCCCAACUCUGACAGUCAACCCCACAGCGGCCACAGCCGGACUCCUGCUGCAGCUGCGCCUCCCACGUCUGCCAGACACACCCCUCCACCUGAUGACGCAGCCGUCUCUCGCUUCCGGAGCCUUUCUGAGGAGGAGCGAGGCAGGAGGCUGAGAGAGGCGGCUGACGAGGGGGCGGUGGAGGAGGUGCGGGCGUUGCUCGCGGCUGCGGCGGACGUGGGGGCGAGGGGCGAGGGCGGGUUGACCGCCCUGCACUGCGCUGCAGGGAGAGGCCACGCGGCUGUGGUGCGGCUGCUGCUCUCUGCGGCGUCCGACCCCAACGCCAGGUCUCAGUGGGGGCUGACGCCGCUGCACGAGACGGCAAGCUUUGGCCACGCAGAAGCGGCGGCUGCGUUGCUGCAGGCCGGAGCCGACAGGGGGGUGACAGAUGAAGAUGGGGACACCCCCCUGGACAUCGCCAGGCGGUACAAUUAUCAGGAGAUCGUCAGGAUGCUAACACAGAGUUAAUACGCGCCACUAGAGGAAAUGGCAU
This is a messenger RNA of Schistocerca serialis cubense, 1464 nucleotides long. Its product is annotated as ankyrin-3-like. Bases 342 to 1439 code for a protein of 365 amino acids. The transcript has 4 exons. NCBI's taxonomy places the organism in Eukaryota, Metazoa, Arthropoda, Insecta, Orthoptera, Acrididae. Gene Ontology annotation, biological process: proteasome-mediated ubiquitin-dependent protein catabolic process; regulation of proteolysis. The record is from RefSeq and is a predicted model, not a curated record. Gene Ontology annotation, molecular function: ubiquitin protein ligase binding. Gene Ontology annotation, cellular component: cytoplasm.